Molecule: messenger RNA, 3024 nt
Organism: Zootoca vivipara (common lizard)
Lineage: Eukaryota; Metazoa; Chordata; Lepidosauria; Squamata; Lacertidae
Source: RefSeq, a predicted model, not a curated record
AUGGCCCGGGGAGGGGUGCCCCCCGCCUCAGCGCCUGGCACAGAGCCCCUGCCCCGGCGCGCCUUGCGGAAGCUGCUGCUGGUCCUCGGCUCGCUCCUCAUGUCUCUCUAUGCCAGUUACUGCCUGGCCGGGUCUGCGCGCGUCCUCACCAGGGAGCCGGCCCGGAUCCCGCUCGCGCCAGGCGAAGAGGGCGCCGCCACGCCCCGCGAUCCUUCGCCGCAGCCCCAGGCGGCGGGAGAGGGCACCAAGCGGCUGCCGCAGGCGGUGAUCAUCGGCGUGAAGAAGGGCGGCACGAGGGCGCUGCUCGAGUUCUUGCGGGUCCACCCGGACGUGAGGGCGGCGGGGGCCGAGCCGCACUUCUUCGAUCGGAACUAUGGCCGGGGACUCGCCUGGUACAGGGAUUUGAUGCCAAGAACUCUUGAUGGGCAGAUCACCAUGGAGAAAACUCCCAGCUACUUUGUCACCAAGGAAGCCCCGGCUCGCAUCUCUGCCAUGUCGAAGGGCACCAAGCUCAUUGUGGUGGUGAGAGAUCCGGUCACCAGAGCCAUUUCUGACUACACACAAACUCUGUCCAAGAAGCCUGACAUCCCCACCUUUGAGAGCCUGACCUUCAAAAACAGGACUACGGGCCUCAUUGAUACUUCCUGGAGUGCCAUCCAGAUUGGCAUUUACGCCAAGCACCUGGAAAACUGGCUCCUGUACUUCCCCAUUGGGCAGAUCCUCUUUGUCAGUGGGGAGAGGCUUAUCAGUGAUCCAGCUGGUGAGUUAGGCCGAGUCCAGGACUUUCUGGGCCUCAAGAGGAUCAUCACGGACAAACACUUCUACUUCAACAAAACCAAGGGUUUCCCAUGCCUGAAAAAGGCUGAAGGCAGCAGCAAGCCCCACUGCUUGGGCAAAACCAAGGGGCGGACCCACCCCAACAUAGACCAGGAAGUGGUUCAGAGGCUGCGGGAAUUCUACAGGCCCUUCAACAUGAAGUUCUACCAGAUGACUGGACAUGACUUUGGCUGGGAUUGAGGCUGGGAAAAAUAAUAAUUUAAACAAAUAAAAAGGAAAAAUAUAUUUUUGUACAUAUCAAUAGAGAGGGGAAAUUAAUAUUUGUGCUAAUGUCUGGUGGUUCCAAUUAAUAUUUUCGUUUUGAUGCACAUAUCAUGGUUUUCUAUUUUUCUUGUUUUGUUAGUCAGGAUUUAUAGUAUCCACUUCCACAAGGCUGUCCGUUGAGAUCUUGCCACUGCGUCCAGUAUGCCUCUUUCCAAUUUUCCAUUUGACAUCUUUGAGGUUUUUAUGAAGUAAUUUGGCACUAUUUGUCUAUUAAUUCUGGGUUCUGUGCCCAGAUUUUUAACAAAAUGGCAUUAGUUGGUCACGUUGGUGACCAAAAUAAUCAGGUUUGGAAGAUAUUUUCCUAGUUCUACUGCUCUGGCAUGACAUGCGGUAUGAGACUCAGAUGGGAUCCAUUUUUAUUUCGUUUUAUUUCAUUCUUUAAUUUGAGAGAGUUUCAUGAUGUGAAUUCAGUAAACAGCUUGAGAGGGGGCUGUUCAAUUUACAAAAUUCUUCACUCCUCUCUUCCCCACCUGACUUCAUAAAGACACUACAGCAUCCACUCCUGGCAUGUACCCUGAUAGUGCCCAGCACAACCAGGAAGAGAAGGGUUCUCUCUAGCCCAAAUAUAGCACUAUCAUUUCCCAAGAUGUAACAACGGUUCUCUGAUUCAUGUACCGAAGCUAAAGCACACCCUUGGGAAUGGGUCAUUAGGCAUUUACUGAAGAGUGGUGUGAGGCCUUGUCCAAACAUAUGACUCCAAACCUAGAUGUUUUCUCAGAGAAGAUCCAAUAUCCAAACUAAUUAAGAUAAAGUAUCUUCAUUAUAGUUUGAAGGGCUUUUCAAAGCCUUAUCCCUCUACCCCCAACGAACCCACCUGUUGUCUCCGUAAAACCUUGUAUUAGCUCAGAUUUCUCUACCCAGAGCCCAGUGACAGCUGGGCUGAGUGGAAGAGUCAACAGUAGGAAGAGAGAAAACAAAGUCAUUUUCUCUGUCAUCUCCCCCACUUAAGCACAAGGGGUCAUGAGGUUACCACUUACUACCUUCAGCCAACCUACUCGGCCUCCUGUCUCUCCUCAGAAUGGCUCAUCUCUAGCCUUAAGCCCUUUCCUGGCAGUGUCUUGUGCCGCAAAACAUCUGGGUAAACAUUUAAUAAUCACCCAAACAAAGAAGGGAAAGUAGUUAAUUGGUCACUUGAGAAUGUAACAUACGACAAUGCUGGCUUGCUCCAGCUCACAGCAGUUCUUCUGUCUGAGAGCCUUCUGAGAGCUUGAUUCAUCCCAAAUACAGUGAUCAGCCAUUGGGGGAAAGUACUUUGUCUGGGGACUCUAAAAGGGAGGGGGACCGUCAGCACUAGCUGUGUUGUUAUACUGCCAUGGGCCCUGAAAUGGAGACUGGUUUACAAUAAGAGGCCACACUGGGUACCAAGUAAUAUUAUGGCCCUCUUUUGACCUGGUUCAUCUCCCACAUCCAAAACUACAGCAGUGGAUCAUUUCCCAUUAUUGGAAAACAACAACAACAUAGAGAUAAUUUAAUAAACUUGAAAGUCUCUGUCACCUUUUAACUAGCUAACAGAUAUUGGUGACAAUUUAGGCCCAUUGUUCCUGAUAAGUAUUUUCAGCUGUCCAUGAAUCUGGAAGGGUGACAACUUGAUCUUAAUCAGGUUGCACAGCUUUGCAAUGUAUGAGAAACAUCUCUAUAUUCUAACUAUAUCCCAGUGUCAUGGUUUGUAAUUGGCCCGGCACAACCGAUGCUCACGGGGACCUGGUAGAACAGUAUGAGGACUAGGCUGCAAUUAGAACUGGAGACUUGGGGUAAUUAUACUUUUGUCUCUGUUAAAAUUUGUUAACACUGCAGGUCUCAAACUGCCGCCCCUCAGCUAUCAUACCUUGGUGUUUCUGUUACAUUUCAAGUUCUAUGGACCAAACUAGAAUUGAAUUUGGCUGACACAUUUCUUUUAAUGUGUCUGCCCUGUUUAAAUAUGAA